This is a messenger RNA of Pomacea canaliculata, 1131 nucleotides long. RefSeq lists its product as uncharacterized. The coding region runs from base 214 to 1131 and encodes 305 amino acids. NCBI's taxonomy places the organism in Eukaryota, Metazoa, Mollusca, Gastropoda, Architaenioglossa, Ampullariidae. The record is from RefSeq and is a predicted model, not a curated record. The transcript is spliced from 5 exons.
GUUGACGACGGGGAAAGUUUAUGUUGUCUCUAAGCGAGCAAACUUCACUGUCAGUGUCUUGUGAACAUCUGACCAUGUCUAAGAGUACAAACCACGAUGGAUUAAUUCUGAUUUAAUUUCCACCGUGGAAUAAAGGGUUAAUAUUCUAGAACACUGGCUACAAACACUGCCUCCCACUAAUGUGAUGCUGUUAAAGGGAGACCACUGUCAGCAAUGUCCAGUCAUCCGUCAUCUGCUACACAACAGGUUCCGACCUUAGCGGAAGCCGAGAAAUUCUGGCUCCAGUGGGUUGAGGCCGCGUACCCUGAUCUCGACUCACGCGCCUACUUCCUGCCUCCUGUCUACUUCAACCGCGUGCCGAUGACUAGAGAGUCAGUUGCUGGUCAGGAUGUUCUGGGCCUUCAGUCAGCACCUGGACAGGCCGGUCAGGCCAACCAGCCGGUGACAGCUUCAUCUGCUGCUGCUCAGGCUCCCAGUCCUCAGCCUCCUCGAGUUCAGGACAGUGAUGUCAGAGACGAUGCAGCGAUGCAGCGAGUUCUCAUGUGUCUGCAGAAAAUGUCUGAACAGAAUAAAGAAGUUUUGGUAGGACUUAGUCAGCUGAAGUUCGGACAAUACUUGGGUGAACCUUGUUACUCAGCAGCGGCUGCCCAGCUUCCCGUAGCCGACAGUCUUCCGUCGUCAUUUCCAAAAAAUCGGAAACAAGGAGACUUUGAUGUGCUUCUUAUUCACCGACAUCACGGGUUUGUCAUCUGUGAAGUAAAAGCGUUUGGUUACAAUAUACAUAAACUGAACAUGCCACAGCAGGAUAUAGACAACAACAUAAGAAAGAAACUAAGAGACGCCGUGUCACAGCUGGACAAGGCGGAGGCCAUGUUGUCUCACCUGGUGUCCGACAUCGCUCCCGGUCUGCGCAUCACUAAGACCAUCGCUUUCCCCAACCUCACGGCUCAUCAGGUGCAAAAUUCCGUCACUGGGGAUCCCCGGCUGUCGCAGGACCUGUGUCGCUGUCUGGGUACAUCAGACCCCGCCGACAUCACUGGUCUGGCCCACAUCCAGUCCAUUACAGUGACCAUUAGAGGAAACAGUGAUGUCAUUUUACGGCAUGCAACCUUGACCCAUGACCCUUACUGA